UCCUAAACGCUAACGUUACGGAGAGGAGAUACCUUUACUCGAGAGUGAGCCUUACCGGGUCGGCGGCGAGCAUUAUGAUUACACGGUUGUAAUAAGCAAAUAAGUUAGGAAAAGCGACGACGUAAUUCGUGGAAUAAUGAUACGAACUUUCGGUGCUGGAUCUGUGUGCGCGCGCUUACUGACACAAGGAUCAAAGUAUGCAACGUGCAGAGCUGCACACCACAGCGGCUCAUUUGAUGUGGCUGUUAUUGGUGGAGGGAUUGUUGGACUGGCCUCUGCCAGAGAGCUGAUCCUCAGGCACCCAAACAUCACCUUUACCCUGCUGGAGAAAGAAAAGGAGCUUUCUCUCCAUCAGACAGGUCACAACAGCGGUGUGAUCCACUCUGGGAUAUACUACACACCAGGCUCUCUGAAGGCUCGGCUUUGUGUUCGUGGAGCCAUGCUAACAUAUCAGUACUGCCAGAAGAAAGGUGUGCCUUAUAAGAAAUGUGGCAAGCUUAUCGUAGCAGUGGAGAGAGAGGAGAUCCCCCGUCUGAAAGCUCUAUAUGAACGCGGUCAGGUGAACAAUGUACAAGAUCUCCGUCUGAUUGACGCCAAGGCCAUCCGAGAGAAAGAGCCGUACUGCAGGGGCAUCAUGGCAUUAGACUCUCCUAACACAGGAAUAGUUGACUGGCGGUUAGUAGCUCUGACCUACGGGAAGGACUUCCAGGAAGCAGGUGGCACCGUGAUAACUGACUUUGAAGCAUCUGACAUUAAGGUGGCGGCAGAAAGCCCAGCUGGGAGUGCCGAAGGGCUGAAAUAUCCCAUCGUCAUCAAAAGCUCACAGGGGAUGGAGGUGAGGUGUCGGUUUGUGUUGACCUGCGGAGGCCUUUACUCUGAUCGGCUGUCUGAGAUAUCUGGCUGCAGUCCAGAGCCCCGUGUUGUUCCCUUCAGAGGAGAUUACCUGGUGCUUAAACCAGAGAAAAACUACCUGGUCAGGGGCAACAUUUACCCUGUGCCAAACCCACGGUUCCCAUUUCUUGGAUUCCAUUUCACUCCUCGUAUGGACGGUAGUAUCUGGCUUGGCCCAAACGCUGUGUUGGCUUUUAAACGAGAGGGCUAUAAACUCUUUGACUUCGACACGCAAGACUUUGUUAAUGCAGUCUCAUACAGGGGUCUGCAGAGGCUGGUAAUGAAGAACAUUGUGUAUGGAAUGGGAGAAAUAUAUAGAGGUGUGUUUACAAGUGCUCAGGUAAAGAACCUGCAGAAGUUCAUACCUGAACUGAGCCCCAGCGAUGUCCUCAGGGGACCUUCGGGUGUGCGCGCGCAGGCUUUGGAUGCUGAAGGAAACCUGGUGGAUGAUUUCGUGUUUGACAGUGGGAAGGGAGAGCUGGGCAGCCGGAUUCUGCAUGUGCGCAACGCCCCGUCACCCGCUGCGAGCUCCUCCCUGGCCAUCGCUGAAAUGAUCGCUGAUGAACUGGAGAAAAGAUUUCAACUGUAGACGUACCUCAGACGAUGCUGCCAUAACCUUUCUCACUCUAGUGCUUCAAUUCAGAAGAUGAAAUAAUUAUGUAAUAAGUUUUACUUUUAUACUGCUGAGGGACAGUAAUAAUGUAAAGAGAUUUCUGGUGCUCCUUUCUAAUGUAUAUUCUGAAAAUUGUGCAGAUUUAAGGGAAUGUUGGGUAACUGUUGCUAUGUCUUUGUAAACCUGGUGAUUUAUGAGGAAAAAUAACUGCCUUAAAAACAUAAAAAAGGCAGUUGCUUCUUAAGAGAAUGCAUUCACUCCAUACCUGCAUUUAUAAAAAUAAAGCAUGACAAUUUUU
Molecule: messenger RNA, 1802 nt
Organism: Puntigrus tetrazona (Sumatra barb)
Lineage: Eukaryota; Metazoa; Chordata; Actinopteri; Cypriniformes; Cyprinidae
Gene: l2hgdh
Product: L-2-hydroxyglutarate dehydrogenase
Exons: 10
Coding region: 137-1480 (447 amino acids)
Molecular function (GO): (S)-2-hydroxyglutarate dehydrogenase activity; (S)-2-hydroxy-acid oxidase activity
Source: RefSeq, a predicted model, not a curated record